Echinostoma caproni is the source of this 312-nucleotide messenger RNA. Lineage: Eukaryota; Metazoa; Platyhelminthes; Trematoda; Plagiorchiida; Echinostomatidae. The record is from the annotation of a GenBank genome assembly.
AUGGGUUUGCCAUUGGGACCACUAUCGGCAGACAUUUUCAUGGCCAAAUUAGAAAACGGAGUACUCUCAAAACCCAUAAAAGAAUUCCCCUUCUACAAACGAUAUGUGGAUGACAUCAUAUGUGUAUACGAUGCUGACAAGGAUGCUGAUAUUCUGUUGAAGAAAUUCAAUGGAGCUCAUCCGAAAAUAGAGUUCACACUGGAAAAGGAAUCCACCAAUGGUCUCGCAUUUCUGGACGUAUUAUUGUCUCGACGAUCAGAUGGCUCCAUUCUUACAAGCAUCCACCAUAAAAAAACAUGGACGGGACAGUAA